Molecule: messenger RNA, 1782 nt
Organism: Penicillium cosmopolitanum
Lineage: Eukaryota; Fungi; Ascomycota; Eurotiomycetes; Eurotiales; Aspergillaceae
Product: fungal specific transcription factor domain-containing protein
Exons: 4
Coding region: 1-1782 (593 amino acids)
Biological process (GO): DNA-templated transcription
Molecular function (GO): zinc ion binding; DNA binding
Source: RefSeq, a predicted model, not a curated record
AUGGAAACAAAGCCAAUAAUUUGCCGCGAUGAAUCUACCAACCUCCCGGGGCUGUUCACACGCAUCGAAAUUCUAGAGGAAGCUGUACUCCGGCACACCGGCAAAUCUAAUCCAGCAGUACAUCGUCCAACUGCUUCGCCCAACACCUUGACCUCCACAACUCCUGCGACUCGUCUCUCAGGAACUGGAUUUGGAAAUGCACUCAUUUACAUGAGCUCCAGCCAGCAUCCUCAUGCCCAGAGCUCAGCUACUCUUGUCUUUGCAAUCAGCUGUCUUCCAAAUCUUGAUCAAACUCGUGACUUGUUUGAUCACUUUUUUGACACCACACAUCCGAAUUUUGGCAUACUCCAUGUGCCAUCUACACGCGCUAUAUUGGAGGAAAGUUAUCAUCGUCUAAGGUUGGAGAAAGCUCUUGAAGCAGGAACUCUUCUGCUCCUACUGAGCAUUAUCUCCAGUGCCGCAUUUAUAUGGACCCCAGACUUGCUGAAAAAGCUCUACAUCACGCCUUCUGAAGCCAAGGAUCUACAUGUUGCCUAUAGUCACCUGGCUUUGGGGCUUCUUGAUUAUGACUUGCCACCCUCCACAGCCGCCCUGGCUGGAAUAAGUACUCUCACUUAUCUUCACACCAACGCAGAAGGCCUCCUUGAUAAAGUUCACCUUCUACGUGCUCGGGGACUUCUAAUGGCACGCGCAAUGCGCAUUCAUUGUUUAGACACCCCCAAGAGUCGCGAGCACCGACGUUUAAAUGGAUGCGAUGGCAUUGAAGUUGAGGUACAAAGACGAAUCUGGUGGCACAUGGUCUCUUCUGAUUGGUUGCUUGCAUUCUCCGGUGGACCUCAAGAAGGAACUUAUAUUUUUCAGAAGAAACACAUGGCCGUGCAAUAUCCCAGCAAUGUGGAUGAUGGCGCGAUUACCGCGAAAUUUGACCCCGACCGUGCACCUGAACUUGAUUACGGUAUUGUCUUGGCUUUGGAUGCAAAGUUUCAAGAAUACCUGCAGGAUCUCCCGUCUUUCUUCCAGAUCCAUCCAGGAGGAGUUCAGGAUACUCAAUUCGGACCUCAUGGGAACUCAUAUAUCUCUUGGCAGCGACUGAUCCUCCACUUCUCGGCCCACACCCGCCUAUGUUGGCUGCACCGGCGCUUCCAUCUGGAAAGUUCCGUCAACAAACGAUAUGCAUAUUCACGAGAGGCAGGGAUACGCUCUGCUCGCAUGGUACUCGAGUUGCGGCGCCUAAUGGAUGAUGCAGGCCCUUUAGUGAGCAUAAACCCUUGUCGUUUAUGGUCGAUCAUGCAACACGUCUUUCACGCGGCCGUUCUUUUGGCCAGUGACUUCUCUCUCUAUCCUACUGGCCCGGAUGCUACAACUAGACAACAAGAAGUCAUGGCGGCUUGUCGCAUACUAGAGCAGUCCGCGUCAGAAGUAGACGGCACUCACAGGGUAGUGCAAAAGCUUCGAGCUACUUUGAAAGAGCGCAAACUCAAGAACAUUCCGCCCACUACCAUCAACCCAUCCUCCUUGAUUUCAAGAGAGCAUACGCCAGGAGGCUCGGUUCCAACAGCAGUCGAUAGCCCAGUAAUACUAUAUAAGGCAGAGCCUAGCCCGCUAUCAAGCCACAGUGACGAAUUUUCGCCAUCACCUCUUGAUAAACUUUGGUCUGAGUUUGUCGAUGCAGCUCCUGAGAUGGACUUGGACCUGUGGACAUCUCUUUUAGAUGAGAUCGAUGGGACUCUGAGCGCAGAGCCUCUUGGAGGCCUAUGGGGCGGAUUCGAGAACAGGAUUUAA